Molecule: messenger RNA, 1068 nt
Organism: Cyphellophora europaea CBS 101466
Lineage: Eukaryota; Fungi; Ascomycota; Eurotiomycetes; Chaetothyriales; Cyphellophoraceae
Exons: 1
Coding region: 1-1068 (355 amino acids)
Cellular component (GO): membrane
Source: RefSeq, a predicted model, not a curated record
AUGGCUUCACCUAACGUAACGUCUGCACUGGUAUCUAUCGCGACAGCCGCUGCUACUGUCGUCACAUCUGCAUCUACCCAGACCACCGCUCCCGCAUCACCAACGAGCUCGAAACAUGAAGAGAACAAUGGAGAAUGCCGGCUCUUGGGGCCGUUCGCAGUCAUAGUGCAGGCAGCGUUGGGACUACUAGCACUCCUGUCGCUAGUCUACAAAAGAUGGCGAGAGAGACCACAACGGCCGGUCAAAGUAUGGGCGUUCGAUGCCUCGAAGCAGGUCUUCGGGUCGGCGCUGCUACAUCUCGCGAAUCUACUCAUGUCUAUGUUCUCCUCGGGCGAGUUCACGACUUCCGUGGCUAAAGUAGCGGUGGGAAAGGUCGAGUCCGAGUCUGAAUACCAACCGAACCCUUGUUCAUACUAUCUCCUCAAUCUGGGAAUCGAUACCACGCUUGGCAUACCUAUCCUCAUCUGCAUCCUGAAGGUGCUCAGCGUUGGAGCAAGCUACACCCCUCUAGCCAGACCACCUGAGUCGAUUAAGUCUGGCCAUUACGGCAGUCCGCCGAAAGCCACCUGGUGGUUGAAACAGAGCUUGAUCUACUUUGCUGGCUUAGUGGGCAUGAAGUUCUGUGUCUUCAUCAUCUUCCAGCUGUGCCCAUGGAUUGUACAGGUCGGAGACUGGGCUCUUCGCUGGACCGAGGGCAAUGAGGCAAUACAGAUUGCGUUUGUGAUGCUCAUCUUCCCGCUAAUCAUGAAUGGGAUACAGUACUAUAUCAUCGAUAUCUUCAUCAAGAAGAAGGAACCCGCUGACGGAGAAAGCGAAGAUACCGAGCCGGACACCGACGCUCACGGAGAGCAGGGUGGCUUGUUGGCCGGCCAAGAUCACGGUCACGGGGACUUCACUGACGACGAUGAGACGCGCAAGGAUAGUGCCGACAGAACCACGGCUGAGGCUGCCGUCGGGACUAAAGAGUCGUUGGACGCCGAGACAAGGCAAUCUGGGGAUGGCGGAGGGAGCAGCAGUCUGGGCAGCGAUGCGGAGAGACAGGCCCUCGCGGACAGGCCCAGGAUAUGA